UUGUGGCGAGCCGCCGACGUGAUAUGACGUGAUGCGAUAGUCAUCAGCAUCAGGUACCAGCAGCAACGACACGCCUUCCAUCACACUCACAACAUCCACCAGCAAAAUGCCCAACGUCCUAAUCGUCGGCGCAACGCGCGGCCUAGGCCACGAACUCGCCAAAAAAUACGCCGAUAAAGGCGACACAGUCCACGGCACCGCACGCAAAAGCGCCCCCAAAGAAGACAGCACCAAAAUCCACUGGAUCCCCAAAGUAGACUUGAGCGAAGAGGCCGCCGGCGCGACAGUCGUCUCCGCCCUCAAAAGCACCAAACAAGACAUCGUCAUCAUCUCCGCCGGCUUCUUCGUCAAAGAGUCCCUCGACGACCCGGAUUUCGAGCAGGAGGUCCUGAUGUACAAGACGUGCGCGAUUGGGCCUGUGUUUGUCGUUUCGGCGCUGCACAAGGCGGGUUUGCUGGCGAGGGGUGCUAAGGUUAUUCUUGUGUCGUCGGAGGCGGGGUCGAUUACGCUCCGCCACGAGAGUGAGGGGGGAGGGUUGUAUGGGCAUCAUGCGAGCAAGGCCGCGUUGAAUAUGGCGGGUAAACUGCUGAGUUUGGAUUUGAAGGGAGAGGGGGUUGCGGUGGCGAUGGUUCACCCGGGUUUCAUGCGGACUGAACUCACGGCUAGCGUUGGCUUCGAUCAGUUCUGGGAUGACGGCGGUGCUGUGACGCCUGAUGUUGCGGCCAAGUCACUCGUGGAGUGGAUCGAUGGGUUCGACAUCAGCCAUACCGGAGAGUACUGGGCGCCUCGCGGACCGGGCGAUAUUGGGACUGCGGAGCCGGUGUUGGGGCCCAAGGACAAGCUGUCCACGCCGUUUCAGAUACCAUGGUAGCGAAGCAGUGCGAGGUUGCGUGCGUUACCAGCGCUACUAAGACAAAUGACGGGAAACGAGAGCAGAGUUCUAUAGCAUCAUACAAUUUCGUAGUAGUCGAAAGACC
Messenger RNA from Neohortaea acidophila, 977 nucleotides. RefSeq lists its product as uncharacterized. The transcript is spliced from 2 exons. Bases 107 to 871 code for a protein of 254 amino acids. Gene Ontology annotation, molecular function: oxidoreductase activity, acting on the CH-OH group of donors, NAD or NADP as acceptor. The record is from RefSeq and is a predicted model, not a curated record. Lineage: Eukaryota; Fungi; Ascomycota; Dothideomycetes; Mycosphaerellales; Teratosphaeriaceae.